UACCCCUGUGCUGUGUUGUGUUGUGCUGUGCUGUUCUGCUCUCCCCUUCCAUCUUUAGCCAGUGGUCUCCUUCCUGCCCCCAAAAGGUUCUUCUCAAUCAACGAUCUCUUGUUAUAUAACCAGACCUAACAGCACAAAGGAUUCCAUUACCACCGUCUCUCUCUCUCUCUCUCUCUCUCUUUCUCUGUUUCAAGAAAAGAAAGAGUUGUUCGAGGCCAUGUUUCAGAACCAGCUUUCGAGGACAUCAUCCUUCAGAGGUUCCUUGAAGGGCCUUGAAGCUGACAUAAGCCACGCCAACUCCCUGGCAGAAACUAUUCAGAGAGCCUAUGGUGGUCCGUGCCUGCACAUGAGAUUGUCUUGCAGCCCUUUGGCACCAUUUUUCCUCUUCCUCAUCCAGUAUAUGGGCUGUUCUUGUUCUUAUAGUCUUCUCAGUUAUUUAUGCAUUUUCCAGAUCAUGAUAUACAAGGUUUAUGUUGAUGGAACAUCAUCGAUAUCCACCUAUGAAAGGCGUGCCAGCCUCAGGGAAUUCUAUGCUGUCGUGUACCCUUCUCUUCAACAACUUGAUAGUAACUUGAUGGGUAGGGAGGAAUGUAGUGAGAGAGGCCAGAAUAAGGAGAUUGUUGGAAGGAAGAGGAUGGAAGACCGGAAAAAGGCUUCUGAUAAGGAUUUGGACCGAGAGGAUGAAUGUGGGAUAUGUCUGGAGGUUUGCACCAAGAUGGUCUUGCCAAGCUGCAGCCAUGCCAUGUGCCUAAAAUGCUACCGUGACUGGGAUGUGAGAUCUCAAUCUUGCCCCUUUUGCAGGGGGAGCUUAAAAAGAAUUCGGUCAAGAGACCUCUGGGUGCUUACAAGCAAUGGCGAUGUGGUUGAUAACAUGACACUAGAAAAGGAUAACGUGAGGCGCUUAUACCGCUAUAUAGAUAGUUUGCCUCUGAUAAUUCCAGAUACCCUUUUCUUUGUCUAUUAUGAUCAAUGGAUUUAAGAAUAGUGAUGUAUGAACUGCACUAUAGCUGACCAUCCUUUGUAGGUUGAGUCUGGUAAGGAAGAGUUACUCAACCUGAGAUGUCUCUUCCGAUUGUGCAGUUGAAUUGCGUUGUGAUGCUUUUCGGGAUAAUAUUACAUGAAAUAUUGCUCUCUGAAAUUGAAGAUCUAGUCAUGCUAUUUUUGGAUGCCAAGGUUUGGCAAGCCACUGGAGGAAAAAAGAGAAAAAAAUUGAAGCUUUUCAUGUGCCCA
Molecule: messenger RNA, 1230 nt
Organism: Musa acuminata subsp. malaccensis (wild Malaysian banana)
Lineage: Eukaryota; Viridiplantae; Streptophyta; Magnoliopsida; Zingiberales; Musaceae
Product: E3 ubiquitin-protein ligase AIRP2
Biological process (GO): protein ubiquitination
Molecular function (GO): ubiquitin protein ligase activity
Source: RefSeq, a predicted model, not a curated record